AAUUGGUUCACUUAUCUAUUUUCAUCUUUCUGAAAACAGGAAAAUUCUCUCUGAGGCAACACAUCAGUUGUAAACAUUGCCAUAAAAUACCUUUCUGGUGGUGAAAUCUUAUCAGAAGUUAAGGAGUCAUUAAAUUUAACCAUUAAUAAAAAUGCUGUUAUAUACAUUCGCAUGGAAGAAAGCAAGAACCCAGUCAUUAAACUUUGUCACUCGGGUAGCCAGACUGACUGCAAUUCAAGAGGCGUUAAAAAGACAACUUGAACGGCUAAAGCUUGAAAAUCCUGAAAGGCGAGUGAUCUUGAUACAAUUCGGCACGGAGGUGACCAUCAUAGGGGAUGGAAGCCAGGAACCGUUCCAAGUCGACAAGGAUAUCAGACACUCAUUUGACAAUCUUAUAAGUAGUGGCCAACAAUAUGCCCAGGAUAUGGACAUCCGUACCCUGGGAGAAAGUUAUAAUGUCAUUACAGAGAAAAUUAAUAACAUGCGGCCAAAGGAUAGAACAGCCCUCGGACCAGCGCUAGCAACAGCUCUCGGAAUGAUUACCGGAUGUCAGGGUUCAGAGGUUAUUCUGUGUACUGAUGGUGCCCCAAAUAGUGGUGUCGGUAAAAUGAACAGCCCUGACUCCAGUUGUAAAGAUUAUUACACUAUGGUCGGUAACUACGCUAAACAAAAUGGAAUAGUAGUUUCUAUCCUGGCUGUUGACGGGGAACCUGUCGGACUUGAGAAUGUGUCUCCCUGCGCCAAUAUUUCUGGCGGGAAUGUUGAUGUCCUCGACCCUCUUGAGAUUAUGAGACAGUUACGUCUGAUUUCCCAAAACUUCAUCGUGGCAACAUCUGUAUGUAUGGAAUUCCAUCUUCACCCUGAAAUUGAGGUCGAUGACGAUGAUUUCCCAAAGGGCAGCAGUCGUAUCGUAAAGGAAGUUGGUAAUGCCACCAGAGACACAGAUGUUACAUUCUUUUUCAGACGAAAAAAUACGGAUAAAGAUUUGCAAGUGGAUUGUCUCCCUUUCCAGGUUCGUGUAAAUUUUACAAUGAAAGAUGGACGUAAAAUGUUGAGAGUCAUCAGUAAAUCUAUGAACGUCACAAAAGAUCGAGCUAAGAUGGAAGAGGAAAUGAAUGUUGACGUGGUGGGGCUGGCUACGGCACAGAAAACAGCUGAUUUAGCUUCCAAAGGAAAAGUGGCACAGGCAAGAGAUAGAUUGACCUCCGUGAACAGAAUGUUGAACAAAGCAUGCAACUCUGACGAGCAGAAAGAAGCCAGAUACAACUUCAGGACAGAAUGUGCUGAACUCCACCAGGACCUCAACGACCGACUGAGUGGUUCAUACAAAAAAACUAGGAAAAGGUCGGACAUGUCGUCAAGGAUGUACAGUCAUAUGAUGCAGCAAUCACAGUCCAGGUAUGCUGGGGCGUCCAGCUCCCAAAAACAGGAUAUUGCCUCGAAAAGGCGGACGACCGAUGAGAAUGUUCGUCAACAAUAUUACGAAUACCAUUCUUAAGUAGUGUAAUUCUGAAAUUAUAAACAGGUCUUCACAACACAGACAAAUACAGUUCAAGAUCUGUGAUUAGUACUAGAUCAUAUAAAUAAGAAUGACUGAACUGG
Pecten maximus is the source of this 1602-nucleotide messenger RNA. RefSeq names its product circularly permutated Ras protein 1-like. The transcript is spliced from 10 exons. Gene Ontology annotation, biological process: COPII-coated vesicle cargo loading. Bases 152 to 1498 code for a protein of 448 amino acids. Gene Ontology annotation, molecular function: zinc ion binding; SNARE binding. The record is from RefSeq and is a predicted model, not a curated record. Gene Ontology annotation, cellular component: endoplasmic reticulum exit site; COPII vesicle coat. NCBI's taxonomy places the organism in Eukaryota, Metazoa, Mollusca, Bivalvia, Pectinida, Pectinidae.